Molecule: messenger RNA, 12760 nt
Organism: Saccoglossus kowalevskii
Lineage: Eukaryota; Metazoa; Hemichordata; Enteropneusta; Harrimaniidae
Source: RefSeq, a predicted model, not a curated record
AUGUUGCGGAACAGUGUCCGGUACCUUGUACCAGCAUUGCUAUGUUCCAUACUGCAAUGCGCUCUUGCGGACGAAUUUAGAGAGUUCCAUCACGACGAGGUGUUGUCAAGAAUAUUUAAAAAUGGACGAUCCAAAAGACAAGUUCUCGAUCCCAUGUAUGAUUUGAUAUCGCCGGUUAUUAAUAUUCAGCGAUGGAACGGCGAGGCAGAAUCCGUUAGUUUCGAAGGCUUAGGCGCUAAAUUCACUGUCACAAUGAGACGUAAUCUGGAAUUAAUCCGUCCCGCUGCACAAGUGAUGAGAAUACAAUCAACACAAAAUGUGACUGAGGCAUUACCGUAUGCUGCACAUAAACAUUUUGUUGGUUACGUCGACAAAAAAGAUCCCGUCACCUCCGAGAUUCUCGAACAAGGUGUCGCAGCUUUUAGUCAGGCAGACGGAUUGCAAGGAUCGUUAUUCUUUGGUGAUAACGAGAUCAUAAUAUUACCAUAUAGAAUUGGUCACUCCAAUAUCACGGAUUUGCAUAUAAUGUAUCCAGCCCUCGAAGAAGAAGACGAUUUGUCUCAUGAUAUAGUACGAUUAGAAGCUGUGAACCGUGAUCGACGAAAACGACAAGUGGCGAUACCCCAUCAACACUUGGAAGUCAUGGUGACCGUUGACUAUGACGUAUUCACUGAGCUGGGUUUCCAGGCUUCGAUUGAUUUUGCUUUGUGGCAAAUUAACUUGGCUCAGGCCAUAUUCAUGCAUAGCAGUUUGGCAACUCAUGAUAUCAAGAUCAGCUUUACAAUAGUUAAAAUGUUUAUUAUAGAAAACAACGAACUGCUGGAGAUGAGUGGAUUAUCCAAGUGGAACGAUAUCAUGGACCUCUUUACAAUGUUUGCCUUUGAGUGGGAGCAACCGCUCUGGAACGCUGGAGGUGAUGAUGAUCUAAACUACUACGACGUUGCUAUGGUGAUAGGAGGGAGCUCCAUUACUGUAAAUGGUGAUGAUAAUGGUGUAUCGUCUUUCGAAGGUUGCCACGUGGAUAACCAUUACGUCGCCCUUAGAUACUACGAGAGUGAGCACACGGGCAGAGUACUGGCGCGUCUCUUUGGACACGUACUUGGUAUGGACGAUGAUUCGAACGACGAAGCCUGCGUAUCAAUUGGUAUUAUGUCCGAUGUAAAUAUUCUCUCGUUCACUGAAUGCAACAGACUUGCAGCAGUCUCCUAUUUAAGUUCUCCAGAGGGCAGCUGUUUCAGUGAUACACCGCCGGAUAGCGUUGUCUUCAACACAAUAGAAUCCGAAGAACAACGGCAGGACUACGACUGCUUCCUUCGAUAUACAGAGAAUGAGCUCUACUACAGUGAGGGCGCUUGUCCCUGGCAUAAAACCUAUGACACAUUUUCCUGUGAUUUAUGGUGCAAUGUUGUUGACAAAGCUACCAGGGUUGACGGUUGUAACAACGAAGAAGUCAUGCCUUCGUACGAUAAUUCAUCAUGUGGUUACAACAUGAUAUGCGAUGAAUUACAAGGUUGUAUUUGCCCUGAAGGCGAGGACUGCAUUGGCGGCGAUGAUACUGGUACAUCUGGCGUAUCAUCGUAUAAAGUUAUUACGACACUGGGGCAUGCCUUGGCGGCCUUGGAGUGCAUCGCCUACGGAGGUACACUUGCCGAAAUAAGAAAUAUUGAAACCCAGAACCACCUUGAGAGCUUUCUUGAAUCUUAUACCCAACAUGAUAAAUUUUACUUCGCUUUAAGUCGGGACAUAACAACCGGGUACCGAUGGAAGUCAAAUGGAGACCCACCUGUGUUCUUUUACUGGGUUUCUGGGGAGCCCAAUGACGUAGCACACGAGUGUGCGGUAUUGAGUCGAUCAAACGGUUACAAAUGGCUAGAUUACGGCUGCGCUGAGUUUAUUGGAGCAGUCUGUCAAAUAUUGUCGCCUGUGACGAUGACGUACUGGGUACCCCAGCCGACGUACAAUCGGGAGGCAGCUAACAACAUGUGUAACAGUUAUGGCGGACGCCUUGCAAAGGUCGGGGACGCACAGACACAGACACUGGUUAACACUUUUCUAAAUGAAAUUGGGAUUCCGCUGGCUUCCAAGAAGGUUUACUUCAGUCUUGGACAAACCGAUGGCGUAUGGCAGUUUCCUGACGGGCAGGAGAUUCGUGAGUUUAGCAACUGGCUUGCCGAACCCACCGCUGAACACAACUGUGCAGUUAUGGAUGUCGACAGCGGCUACAAGUGGGAGAGUGUGGACUGCUCAACGUAUUUAAACACUCGCCAUGUUUGCGAAUUUGAAUGCGUUCUGAGUGCUUCCUGGUGCCAUAACGGCGCAAUUGAUAUGGACGAGAACGGCAACACAUGUGCAUGUAUAUGUGACAUCGGAUGGAAGGGACCAUUCUGUCUACAACCGGAAACACCUGUCCAUUCGUGGUACAGUAUGUCGACAGAUACAGCCACUUUUUAUGAAGCACAGGCAAACUGCUCUUCCCUCGGUGCCAAAUUAUCGCCAGUGCUAUCACCGGAAAUGUUUCAAAACGUCGGCGACUUUGCUGCAGCUAAUCUCGAGAGCGAAGUAAUUGUGGGACUGUACAAGGUUGGGGAUGCGUGGAUGGCAGAUGGAAACCAAUUUCAAGGGGCGUUUACGUCAUGGUACGGCGAACAACCACUAGACUACGAAUGCGCUGACAUCAGAUUUGUGGACAACGAGUGGAUGAUGUACGGGCGGGAAUGCGCAGUAGGUUCUACGAAGUAUAUGUGCGAGUUCGAAUGUGUAGAAGGAGCGUUGUGGUGUGUCAAUGGCGAAGUCAUCAGUGAUGAGUUGGGAUGUGAAUGCAAAUGUGACUACAGCUGGAGUGGACAAUUUUGCUCAGAACGUGCUGGUCUCAUGCUAUGGGUCAAUCCUGAAUCAGUCAACUUCGAGUCGGCCAAUGAUCAAUGCAGCGCUCUAGGUGGGCGACUAGCUCCGAUACCAGAUGCAGGAACACAAGAAUCAGUUGAAACAUUUCUUAACUCUCAAGUUUUGCCAGAUCCACGGAUUUAUUUUGACAUAUUUAUGGUGAAUGGGACGUGGUAUAAUAGUGACAGUGUUCAGACAUGGGACAACUGGCCUACAGCCCAACCAGAUGGAUACGAUUGUGGCAUUCUUAGACUGAAAAACGGUGUGUAUAAAUGGGUGUUUACGGUGUGUACAUGGUCAGGUGGUAGGCUGAGUUUAUGUGAAUUCGAUUGCACACGGAGCGAAUGGUGUCGCCAUGGUGAUAUUGUAAGUGACGGUGAUACAUGUUUUUGUAAUUGUCAUGCCUACUGGCAAGGCACAUUUUGUUCGGAAUCGACGACAACGACCAUGCCAACAACAACCACUGCUCGGCCAUUAGAACCGCUCAAAUUCUGGGUUCCUCAACCGAACUUUUCGUGGUACGACUCUGAUUUGAACUGCGCAAUUUAUGGUGGACGUCUUGCAACAAUUGUGGAUCGAUGGACUCACGAUCGAGUUGUCAGGUUUUUGUCAAGCCAAAACUUGGCAACCAACAUAAUAUUUGGUCUUCAUAAUGUUUCUGGCGUCUGGCAAUAUGAUAACGGUGUGUUACCGAUUGAUGGGUACGAGAACUGGAAAGAUGAACCGGAAUCCACGGACUUAUGUGCAUUCUUAAGAUAUGCCAAUAAUUACCAAUGGAUGGCCGUUGACUGUACUUCGGGCGGUUCAAACCAUCUGUGUGAGUUCGAUUGCACGGUGGAUGCCACGUGGUGUAAAAACGGUGUAAUUUCUAUCAACGCUCUGGAGGAGACGUGCAGCUGUGAAUGUGACCCUGACUGGGCAGGACCAUUUUGUAUGCAACCAGAUAUCCAGCCGGGUGACCCACAACCCGUCCAUUACUACACUCACAAACGAGAGACAGAAUACACCAUUGCCGACUAUGAUUGUACACUGUUUGGCGGCAAGUUGGCACAGGUUCAUUCCCCUGAAUUGUUCGGUUUCCUAACUGCAUAUGCGGAAAGUAAUAAUGAAGUGGAACUCGGAGUAGGUUUGCGUAAGGUGGGAAGCACUUGGAUGUCUUACCACGUCACGCCUCAAAGCGGGUAUUUGGCCUGGUUUGGCGGCCAACCGGCAGAUACGGACGACUGCGCAUUCAUCAGCUUCAACUCGGCAGAUAACACGUGGGGGUGGAAAGGUACCAGCUGUGAUUCUAAGACCAAGAAGUACGUAUGUGAAUUUGAUUGUUUUGUGGAUUCUAAUUGGUGUGUUCAUGGAGAUAUUGUCCAGGCUGAAGAGAAUGGGUGUAUAUGUCAGUGCCAUGCUGGAUGGACGGGCCACUUUUGUGCCGCAAGUACCUCUGUUGAAUAUUGGGUGACUCCUAACAACGUGAAUGCACUUGAAGCCCGAGACGAAUGCACUGCAAGAGGUGGUAGUUUAGCUAUCAUAGCAAAUAUUGAUACGUUGUGCCGUGUUUCGAUGAUUCUGGGAAAUCAAACUUUUAUUUAUAAUAAGAUUAUCUUUGAUUUAACAUUGGUUAACUCUGUGUGGGAGAACUCUCAUGGUGUUCAGUUGUUCCGCAACUGGGUUUGGCCUCCAACUGGUACGGAAGAUUGCGCAACAAUGAGAAUGGAUUUGCAGUAUAUAUGGCAACCCAGCUCAUGUGCCUGGCGAGACAGCAGAUAUGGUUUAUGUGAAUUCGAUUGUACAUCCGGAACAUGGUGUAGUCAUGGCAGCAUAAACAUCUUGGAAGCCGGAUGUGAGUGUGUUUGCUCCUAUGGUUGGAUAGGACAGUUGUGUGACGAGAUUGAUCCUUUGGCUUCUACCACCACUACUGCUAAACCAGUUAUUCUAGACCCUGUUUCCUUCUGGAUUCCACAACCAACCUGGCCAAGGGAUCGAGCGCAAUCCCUGUGUGAAAUGCAUGGCGGUCGUCUUGCUGUCGUCGUGGAUAAAUGGACCCAAGCUCGUGUGCAAUCAUAUCUGGCCAGUACAAACCCCGUGAACAAUAAGGUGUUUUUCGGUCUGCGUUUUGUCAACGGCCUUUUGGGUUACGACAGCGGUGAGGAAGUGUUAAACUACACCAACUGGAUGUCAGGUCAUCCACUACAGGAGUACGACUGUGCUGUGUUCAGUUUAUGCCGUGGUGUAAUAUUAUGGGAUGUAUUUUUAGAUUGUUUGACAGACACGUCGUGGUGUGUAAAUGGCCAAGUAAAUAUUAGUAUUGAAGAUGAAUCCUGCUACUGCCAAUGCAGCGCUAACUGGAAGGGGCCAUUCUGUAUGGAACCUGAAUCACCACCGGCACUUGGGUAUUCAGUGUCAGACAUACCAGCAGAUUACGUCACUGCCUCGUCAGUAUGUGGCGCCAGUGGUGGAACCUUGGCGCGAAUACAGUCCCCGGAAAUGUUUCAGAAUCUUGUGAACUUUAUUCAGUCCACUGGUCAGACAGAUGUGUGGUUUGGACUGGCACUGUCGGGGUCAAAUUGGAUAUAUGAAGACGGCACUUUGCAAAGUGGUUUCAGUGCAUGGCGAGGCUCACACCCGAACUUGAGAGACUGUGCGUACCUGAAGAGUUCUAAUGGAAUGUGGGAGUGGUAUGGUGCGGGUUGUACUUCGCUGAAGUAUUAUGUAUGCCAGUUUGAGUGUGACGAUGGUGAUAGUUGGUGUUUCCAAGGUGACGUCGUUGCGCACGAGACCGCGGGUUGUGUUUGUGAGUGCCACAGCGGAUGGGUCGGAGAAUUCUGCAAAGCAAACAAGAAUAUUGCUUAUUGGGUGAACCCUGUAUCUGUUAAUGCAAUAACAGCUCGAACCGUGUGCCAAGACAAAGGCGGUCGGCUAGCCAAAAUAGACAGUUUUGACCAACUGAUGUAUAUUGGUACCUUCCUCGAUGGACAAACUCUGUCAGAUCCGAGACUCUAUUUCGAUUUACAGCUGAACAACACAGAGUGGUAUAAUAAUGACGGUCCGCAGUCGUUUCUCAAUGGAUUGAGUGUGGGUGAUGGUACCAAAACUUGUGUUAUGCUAAAGUAUGGCCCAGAUAUGGCAUGGAAUGAACAAGUUUGCACGUGGGCUGCCGGACGGCUAAGUUUAUGUGAAUUUGACUGCUUAGUGGAUACACAAUGGUGUGCAAAUGGGGAGAUACAAAUAGACGACUUUUGUACCUGCCAGUGCUCGUACGGCUGGAUGGGAACCUUCUGUGACAUGCCUGAUCCAACAGCAACAACGACCACUACUCUCUUUCCAACAACAACUACAGCUCCUAUACCUUCCACAACAGUACAUUUUACUACCGAACCUCCAACAACUACAGCCACAGCUGCCCCUACUACAACUUCUACAACAGCGCCUCCUACUACCGAAUCUCCAACAACUACAACCACAACUGCCCCUACUACAACUUCUACGACAGCGCCUCCUACUACCGAAUCUCCAACAACUACAACCACAACUGCCCCUACUACAACUUCUACGACAGCGCCUCCUACUACCGAAUCUCCAACAACUACAACCACAACUGCCCCUACUACAACUUCUACGACAGCGCCUCCUACUACCGAACCUCCAGCAACUACAACUACAACUGCCCCUACUACAACUUCUACAACAGCCCCUCCUACUACCGAACCUUCAACAACUACAACUGCCCCUACUACAACUUCUACAACAGCCCCUCCACCACCACCAACAACAACAACUACUACAGCUUCUACGCUCGAACCACCUUCUUCAAACGUUGCAUUCUGGCUUUCUGAACACACUAUUUCAUAUGACAAUGCCAGCUUAGAGUGUCAAAUGUAUGGUGGGCGCCUCGCUACAGUCACAAGUCAGGCCACCCAGGAACGUGCUGUGUCAUAUAUGAAUACAGUUGGUGUCAGUUCAUUGAGCGGAAAGGUGUUUUUUAGACUUCAACGAAUUAAUGAUGUUUGGGGAUAUGACUCGGGUGAGAUUCUAGAAUAUUCUAACUGGAAAUAUUCUGAAGAAUUUGAUUGGCUGGAUUGUGCUGUUUUUAGGUCUACUGACGGUUAUUUGUGGGAACGUGAGAACUGUACUGCCAGUUGGGAAAUAUAUCAUCUUUGCGAAUUUGAGUGUAUUGAGACGACGAAUUGGUGUACCAAUGGACAAGUUGUUACAAACGAUAGCGGGUAUACAUGCAGCUGUGUGUGUGAUAUAGGUUGGAAGGGAACGUUCUGUAAGGAACCGGACCCAGCACCAGCUCUGAAGUAUUUUGCAUCACGCGCUCUGAACAUCUAUGCGGACGCUGAAUCUGACUGCGCAUUAUUCGGAGGACGGUUGGCUCAGACUCAGUCACAGGAAAUGUUUGACAGCGUCACCAGCUUCGCUAUGUCUAUUGGUUUAAACAAUUGGUACUCUGGGCUUCAUAUGGAAAACGGCAAAUGGAUGUCUGUGGAAAAUGUUCAACAGAGCGCGUUCAUGGCAUGGAAAUCCGCUCAACCUCACGACGAACAAUGCGCGUUCAUGAAGUACGACAUUGGAGCUUGGACGUGGCGUGGAACGUCUUGCACGUCAAAAAGGAAAUACGUGUGCGAGUUCGAUUGUGUCGGCGAUACAAGUUGGUGUAAAAAUGGCGUUGUCGUGGAGACUGCAGAUUCCUGUGAAUGUCGGUGUCAUGAUGGAUGGAGUGGAGAUUUCUGUCGAGUGAGUACGUCCAUCAUGUAUUGGGUCAACCCUCAGCCCGUAAAUGGCUUUGAAGCCAGGACUGAAUGCCAAGCAAGAGGUGGUCGACUAGCUAAGGUAGCAGACAUUGGAACUCACAUUGCUGUAGCGAGUUUCCUUGAAAGCGUUUAUCUAGCGGACCCUAGGGUGUAUAUUGGGAUACAGAAGAUUGUCGAUGAAUGGGUAAAUGAUGAUGGGAUCCAGGAAUACUUCCAAUGGAAUGGGAUUGUUGAUGAGACAAAUGACUGUGUCGCGCUACUCCAAACUGCAGAUUUCGCAUUCCAAGCAAACAAAUGUACUUGGUCGGGUACGAGGAUAAGUUUAUGCGAAUUUGACUGCUCCGUGCCGGAUUGGUGUAAAAAUGGUAAUAUUGUUGCUAACACCACGUCUUGUUAUUGUCAGUGCUCUUACGGAUGGCGGGGAACCUUGUGCGAUGACGUUGAUCCAACUGCAACGACAACUACUGUUGCCACCACCACCUCAAACACCACAGCAGAAGCGAGCGUCAUGUACUGGGUCAACCCAGUUCCAGUAAAUGGAUUUCGUGCGCACGAGGAGUGCGUCGCAAAGAACGGCAUGUCUGCUGUCAUUAAUGAUGAAGAAACAUAUGCAAACGUCAUUAGCUAUCUGAACGAAAAUCCAGCUCCGAGUGUCAAGAUUUACUUCAACGUGAGCAGAAACUUUGAAGACUAUAUCUGGAUGAACCGAGACGGCUUGCAACAGUUUUUCCCAAGCAAUUGGGCAUUUGUGAAUGAUACAAAAGAUUGUAUGAAUCUGAGACCAGACCAGAAUUUCAAAUUUCAAUCAGUCGUUUGCUCAUGGGGAGGUGAGAGAGUUGGCCUAUGUGAGUUUGAUUGCAGCUUGACGAACAGGUGGUGUAUCAAUGGUUACGGUGUUCAGACACAGGAUAGUUGUAACUGCACCUGUUUGGAUGGUUGGACUGGCGCGCUAUGCGACGAACCUAUAGUAAAAAGAUCUGUCAGGAACAAGGAACAAGCUGCCGUUGGAGGUGCAGAGAUUCACAAUAAAGGCAAUGGUGCGAAAGGUGGACAUAUGAUAGGUGCAAUCAAGGGUCCAAAUGCUCUUAGCAACGAAUUGGUCUAUCCUGUUUGUCGAUCUUACGAAGCUGAGAUCCAGGAAGGUUGUGUCUUUGAAGGUUUAGGAUGUACUUUUGAACUCAACCUUACGUUGAACUUGGAACUCGCCAUAUCAAGUGCUAAGACACAAUUCUUCAACAGUGGUGGUUUCUAUGGAGACAAGUUCAUCAAGCCACAACAUUGUCACUAUCUUGGAGUUGUAAUGAGACGAUGUGGCAUAGCCCACGUGACAGAAACUGUUGGCAGAGCAGCCAUCACGCUGUGUGGCGGUCUAGGAGGUACCUUAUUUUUUGAAGGCACGAGAUAUUCCGUAGUUCCCGUUGAUCAUACAGACCGUUUUGAAGGAACCCAUAUAUUGUACGAGGACCCGGAGGCAAACCGGAAGUUAGAUACUGUGAUUGAAGUCUUCCGAGCGGAGGCGGUUGAAGAAGUUGGUGUACGGAAAAAGUUCAAUCUAAGCAGACCGAGUCGCGAUAUUGGCAGGAUUAAAAAAGAGAUACCAAUAACAACCACAAAACAUCGAAACAAGAGAAAUGUUGAUGAUCAAAGAGAAAUCCAUGUAGAAAUUAUGGUAACGAUUGGAUAUGAUAUGUACCUUCAAUAUCGAGACCAGUCUACUAACUUCGGAUUGUCCUUGGUUAAUCAUGCACAAGCUGUGUACCUCCAUGAAAGUUUGGUCAACAGUGGCAUAUACGUCAAGCUGCACGUGGUUAAAAUGCAAGUAUUUGAAGCAACCAUCCUAGAGGACAUGUAUGAUGUGGAUAAAUGGCAUGACAUCAUUGGUUUAUAUUCGGCUUACUGCUCGGGAUGGGAACCAGACUACUGGGUAGAAAAUAACAGUGACGAAGAACACUAUGAUAUAGCUGUAGUGAUUGCAGGGUCUUCCGUUGUGAACACCUAUGACGAUAAUGGUUUAGCGAGUUUCCGUGGAUGUAAUAGCAACCAUUGUUCUGUUUUAAAAUACACUUCAUUUGAACAAGCCGGGGGACUGUUCGCACAUGAAAUCGGAUUAACGUUGGGAAUGUAUUACGACUCUAAAAACCCGAUAUGUCCGGCAUUCAAUUCAGAUGGUACAGUGGGAAUAAUGGAUGACCCAGGCUCAGUGUUCUUCACCGAAUGCAACAAAUAUGAAUUGCUUCAUUACGUCAACUCUCCUGGUGUGGACUGUUUUGAUAACGCCCCUGUCCCCGGUGAGUGGAAGGAUUAUUCGCAUAAUCCUUUCGAAGAGGAUGUACUGUGUCAGGAGUUGUACUAUAACACCCCAGGUUAUUAUAGUGAAAGACGAUGUCCCUGGAGGACCCCGGAUGUUACGGGUGAUUGUUCUAUGUGGUGUGAAGUGAUUUCCAUUGAAACUGGUAGGAAAACAUGUUCUCGUGAAAUGAUGCAUUUGCCCGAAAACAGUGCGAUAGCCUGUGGAAACAACAAGGUCUGUUCGAUGAAUGAGUGUGUGUGUCCACCCUCAGCCGACUGUAGUGACAAAAGGGAAGUAUCCGGGAUACCUGCAGUUUAUUACAAGGUGGUAUCGACCGAGAACACGCCGUGGGUAGACUUCAACAAGGGAUGCCACCGUCUUGGAGGAAGGGGUCUUAAAAUAUCGAAUCUAGCUACUCAAGCUGCUGUGGUCGAGGUUAUUAAGAGUAGGUCACCAACUGCGAAAUUUUACUUAGAUAUUCAUCGCAACAGCUCGGAGAGCAACCAGUGGCACACUUACAAACAGGAGUCAGUGUAUUUCUACAGUUGGCUGCCUGGAGAACCGGAUCAAAAUGAAAACGAAUGUGCCGUACUGAGUCGAAACGAUAACUAUGAGUGGGUGGACCAUGCAUGUGAUGGCGGGGCUGGAUUCAUCUGCCAGUUUGACUGCAGCGAUCCAGAAUGGUGCUUGCAUGGAAAUGUGACGUUAAUUGGAGAUUCGUGUACGUGUGAUUGUGAAGCAGGGUGGAAAGGAGAAUUCUGUGAAGAGUUUGCUACUCUCAUGACGCCAAAAUACGUCCUACCGGGAGGUAGUGCAAACGCCGUGAUAGCGCAGGAAGCCUGUUUGGCCUUACAUGGAACACUGCCGGAUGUAUCAAGUAGCGAUGCCCACGAUAACUUCAAAAACUUUCUGUCCGCCAUGUCGCCUGUCACUGGAGACGUCUAUGUUGAUUUGACAUUAAAGCGUUCCAUAUGGAGGGAGUACUCCGGUAAAGCCUCACAUGUUGUGAUGUGGGCCGAUGGUGAACCACGGGUUAAUAAUACAUGCACUACUGUCGGUCAGAAUUAUUCCUACCAGUGGAAGUCAUCAGAUUGCCAAGAUGUUCUUCUUGUUGUCUGUGAAUUUUCAUGUGAAACUGCGUAUGAAGAUUGGUGCCGGCAAGGCGAUAUAGUCUCUGACGGAAAUGGAUCUUGCACGUGUCAGUGCUGGCCUGGGUCAUAUGGAACGUUUUGUGAAGAAUAUGACUACAGCGAAGUCCUGUACAAAUCGCUUCUGUUUUUCGAAACACAGCGAUCCGGGGUGCUGCCACCAGACAAUAGAAUUCCAUGGAGAUUUGACUCCGCUUUAGACGAUAUGUCGGAAAACGGUGAUGACUUAACUGGAGGCUGGUAUGACGCUGGGGACCAUUGCAAAUUUUCCUUCUCUCAUACCGGCAAUACUCUAAGACUGGCGUGGGGCUUCCUGGAAUUCAAAGAUGGAUACGAGGCGGCUGGACAACUUGACGUGAUGUAUGCUACUUUGAAGUGGGGACUUGACUAUAUUAUUAAGCUGCACACAGCGAAGUAUGAAUUAUAUGCGUGUGUUUGUAAUGCAUCACUGGAUCAUACCUAUUGGGGGCGGCCGGAAGAUAUGACAAUGGAACGCCCGGCUUUCAAGAUAGAUGCCGACAAUCCAGGAAGUGAUUUGGCUGGAAAUGCCGCUGCAGCAUUGGCUGCUUCAUACUUAAUAUUCAAAGAUAUCGAUCCAGCGUACGCGGCACUUAGCUUGAGCCAUGCACGAGACCUAUACGACUUUGCUUACUUAUAUAGAGGUAUAUAUUCAUACAAUACAGACGUCAACAACUACUUGAGUUCGUCCUACUACGAUGAGUUAGUCAAUGCUGCUAUAUGGAUGUACGAUGCAACCGGUGAAGUUGAUUAUUUGGAAGCAGCUAAGACAAUGUAUGACGAGUUUGGUCUGGAUGUUACACACAGGACAUACAGCUGGACAUCAGCCGCCCCGGCUCUACAGCUGCUCCUCUAUCUACGUACACAAGAUAUGAAGUAUGGGACCGGGUUUGAGGACUUUUUAAAUGGAUGGUUGCCUGGUGGUACAGUCACUUACACUCCCAAAGGCCUUGCUUGGAGAUCUCCCUUCCAAACUUUAAAGAUUGCAGCAAAUGCGGCCUUUUUGUCCCUGGUUGCAGCCAAGAAUGGACUAAACGUAGACACGUACCUUGGUUUUGCCAGAGGACAGCUUCACUACAUUCUCGGGGACACUGGAAGAAGUUUUGUAGGUGGAUUUGGAAUGAAACCACCCAUACGAAUCCAUCACAGGGCAAGCUCCUGCCCAACCCCACCAGAACCCUGUAAUUUUGGUGUUAUGAGAGAUAAUAAACCAAACCCAAACAUAUUAUAUGGAGCCCUAGUGGGAGGCCCUGAUGUUAAUGAUAAUUAUGAGGAUGCCAUACCUAACUGGUCACAGAAUGAAGCUGACAUUUACCAAGCUGGAUUUCAGUCUGCCAUAGCAGGAUUGAUUUACUUCAAGAAUAAUGGAACCAUCUUUGUCUGAAAUCACUGUCGAAAGUCUACUAUACCUAAACGAAUUUUCAAAACGCUCUAUUCGUUGACCAUUACAGUGUUUAAAUAACCGUAAUUGUAAUUUUGUAUUUGAUAUUAUUAUUGGUUAUAUUGUUAUGGUAACAAGUAUUGCAGACGAGAAUUUAUAAUAUACUUGGAGAAUGGUCAAUAUAGCUAUUGUUUGUUGUUGAUCACGCUCUAUUCAUUGACCAACCUAAUUUUUAAAUAACCGUGAUCGUAUCUUAGUAGAUAAUGUUAUUGUAGUUAUAUAUAUUAUUUUA